This is a messenger RNA of Setaria italica (foxtail millet), 2387 nucleotides long. Its product is annotated as wall-associated receptor kinase 2. The record is from RefSeq and is a predicted model, not a curated record. Lineage: Eukaryota; Viridiplantae; Streptophyta; Magnoliopsida; Poales; Poaceae. Gene Ontology annotation, molecular function: calcium ion binding; ATP binding; polysaccharide binding. Bases 12 to 2222 code for a protein of 736 amino acids. Gene Ontology annotation, biological process: protein phosphorylation; cell surface receptor signaling pathway. The transcript has 3 exons. Gene Ontology annotation, cellular component: plasma membrane.
AGAACAGCGCCAUGGCCACGCCCUCGCAACCCCAGCUGCUGCAGCACAUCCUAGCCCUCCUUGCAGCAGCAGGGGCUCUCAUGGUCCAGGCUGCCGCCAUUGCCGAGCAACAUGACCUGCCGAUCGCACUUCCUGGCUGUCCGGACAAGUGCGGCGACAUCAGCAUCCCCUUCCCAUUCGGUAUGAAGCCCGGUUGCUUCCGAGAGGGCUUCCAGGUCACCUGCGACCAGUCCUUCCAGCCCCCUCGCGCCUUCCUUGGUGAAGGCGACGGAAGAUCAGCCAAGAAGUUGACCCUCUACUCCUACUUCUCAGUGUCCAAGACAGGUAAAAUUUCUCUGCAAUACCCAAAGAAUAACCUAAGUGCCUCGCUGGUGGAGCUCAUCGACAUAUCAGUCGCCAAGAAUGAGGCUCGGGCAUACGGCGCAGUGGCUUCUGCCUGCAGCAUGAACGCCACCGCCGGGUUAUCGAAGACGAGGAUAACCACCUUGUUGGCACGCGGCAUGGGCACGGCGGAGGGCCCAUUCCUCGUGUCGCCGGCGCGCAACGUCCUCAUCGGCGUUGGCCUUGAGAGUAUGCCUUCGGUGUCAAGGUUUGACUUCAACACCUUACGGUCGACAGAGGAUGACUACCUCGUCUCCUGCAGCUCGUCCAUCAUGGGAGACCUGCAGCUCCCGUCCAACGGGUCGUGCUCUGGGCAUGGCUGCUGCCAGGCCUCCCUGCCGGAAAGGCACCCGCUCACCGGUGUCAUGGUUACCACGCCCCCCAACACUCUGAAUAACACUAUGUGGAUGACCAAUCCGUGCACCUUCGCUAUGGUGGUGGAGCACUCAUGGUACAACUUCUCCACGGCGGACCUGUACGGUAACACCAGCAACAAGUUCCCCAGGGGUGUGCCCUUUGUGGUCGACUUCGCCAUCAGGAAGGCUAGAUGCCCGGCGGAAGACCAGCAGCCACCUCUUGACUAUGCGUGCACCAGUGGCAACAGCUCUUGUGCUGACGUGACCAAUGGCUACAUCUGCAAGUGCUUGGAGCACUACGAGGGCAACCCUUACAUCCCUAAUGGGUGCCAAGACAUCGACGAAUGCAAGUUCCCGGAUUUGUAUCCUUGCUCAAGUGAUGGGACAUGUAAGAAUAGACUUUCGGGGUAUGAUUGUCCAUGCAAACCCGGAAUGAAAGGCGAUGGCAAAGCAGGAACAUGCCAACCCAUAUUCUCCCGAGUAGCAAAGAUUGUUGUAGGUGUUAUAGGUGGAUUUGUUGUCAUGGCAGCUUUCUUGUUCCUCAUUCUUCUUCACAAAGAGAAAAGGAAGAUGAGGGAGUUCUACCAAAAGAACGGCGGGCCUAUAUUGGAGAAAGCAAAGAUUAUAAAGCUUUUCAAAAAGAAAGAGCUUAAGGGAAUUUUAAAGAGUAAAAAUUUAAUUGGAAAAGGUUGCUUUGGUGAAGUUUACAAGGGCAUUCUUGAUAAUGAUUUGGUUGCAGUAAAGAAGCCGAUAAAUGGUAAUGUGCUGGAGAAUGAACAAUUUGCAAAUGAAGUCAUCAUCCAAUCUCAAGUCAUCCACAAGAACAUUGUUCGGCUAAUAGGUUGUUGCCUAGAAGUUGAUAUCCCCAUGCUUGUUUAUGAGUUCCUCCCCAAAGGUAACCUUGAAGAUAUUCUUCACGGCAACAAGAAUGUAGUGCCUCUCAAUAUGGAUGUGCGUUUGAGUAUUGCUGCACAGUCAGCGGACGGUCUAGCUUAUAUGCACUCAAAAACCAGUAACAAAAUCCUACAUGGUGAUGUUAAGCCGGCAAAUAUACUCUUGGAUGAGAACUUCAUGCCAAAGAUCUCAGACUUUGGCAUAUCGAGACUGAUUGCAAGGGAUAAAGAACAUGCAGAAAAUGUCAUCGGUGAUAGGAGUUACAUGGAUCCAGUAUAUAUGCAAACAGGACUUCUAACAGAAAAAAGUGAUGUGUACAGUUUUGGAGUUGUGAUCUUAGAACUUAUAUGUAGGAAAAAGACCACAUAUUCUGACAAUAAUAACUUAGUAAGGAAUUUUCUUGAAACUCAGAAAGAGGGGAGGGUAGCCAAGUUAUUUGACAAUGAAAUUGCACUUACAAGCAAUUUAGAGCUUCUUCAUAGUUUGGCAAGGAUCGCUAUGGAAUGUCUUAACCUCGACGUGGAUCAGAGACCAUCAAUGUCUGAGGUAGCAGAGCGCCUUCUCUUACUAAGCCGGUCUCAUAACCCGUAAGUUGUUUGCAAGUAAGUUCAUGCACAAUUGCACGUCAAUGUGUACCAUCAAAUAAGAUAGACAACUAUCAUGUGGCAAUAUUAUUUUUAUUUUAAUUUGUUGUUGUGAACAAACCCUAAAGUUAGAAGCAGGGGUUGUUUGUCUCCCUUGAUUUGAACAACUUUA